GUUCGACCGGUGGGGGUUUUGUGCAGCUCGAUCAACUGGCGGCUGGAAUCGGCCCGCACAGCCACCAGCGCCCGCGGCCAUGGACCCCGCGGCGUGUGUCGCCCGCCGGACGCGGUCCCGCCGCACGGAAGCGAAAGCCGCGGCACCGAAAGCGGCGGUUGCGCGCGUCUCCCAGAGUGUCGAGGGCCCGCCGUCGGAGCUGCGGAAACCGGCCGUGACGCAGCCCGAGACUACUGAAGAGGCCGCGGAGGACCCCCUUACCACAAGCGCCGCCGCCGAGCCCCAUACCGGCGGCGACGCUAGACGAGCGAGCCUUGACAGCGCGUCGUCGGCCUACAGCCACGACGCCUUCGAACCCGAUGCGUUGGAGGCCGUUCUGCCGUCACCGCGCAAGUCGCGCGCGCGCCCGCGGCCUAAAUUAGCCCAGUUCCGGCUGGACGCGAAGUGCCUGAAGCACUUUUUGAGUUAUUUAUCUCCGGCGCGACUCGCGACGUGCCGGCAAGUUUCCCACGACUGGCGGCGCGUCUGUAGUGAUGAUGCGCUGUGGCGACCGCUCGUCGAGAACUUCUUUCCCCGCGGUAGUCAUCAGUUGAUUCGACGGCUCGAAAGGGCGCCGCGGGCGGCCCAGUACCUGCGACUCUACAAACUCCGUCUACGAUUAGAACGAGCAGCAGACACGCCGGAACCUAGACCUGAUGUCCUGCGGGGCUACUCGGCGUUAGUGGAAAUAGAGGUCCUCAGACCGGACACGGGGUACUCGGUCGUCGCCGACUGGCGGCCCUUGAGAAGGGGCUCGGGGAAGGUGCUGAUCGACCUCCACCCGUCGCGCCUGGUGCCGCGCGCCGAUCUGCUCGAUUUACGACUCACUUUAACUCUCGCCCGGCACCGCGACGGCCGCUGCUGCACGGUCUGUUAUGAUGCGCCGUUCCGCACGGGCCCGCCGCGGUUCGACAUCGCCGGGCCGCAGGGCUGCUUGUCGCUGCUGGGCUACCGGCACGCGGUCGUCUGCGACGACUGGGAGGACGCGCCGCGCGCGCGCUUCGACUCGCUCUCCUACUCGCUCCUCGCGCCCGGCGCCGACGCCAUGAGCGCCGCGCACGAGACGCACCUGACGCGGCUCUGGGACCACCUCGGCAGCUGGUUCGCCAUCGAGGACCGCGUCUGAUUUUAUAUCUGCCCCCGGCUUCCGCCUCGACGACGCGGAAGCUUGCGCCCCUUUGUUGGGGCUGCGACGGGCCACUAGUAUCUAUUAAGAUAUCUCUACAUUAAUUUUUGUGUACGCAGG
This is a messenger RNA of Pelagomonas calceolata, 1285 nucleotides long. Lineage: Eukaryota; Pelagophyceae; Pelagomonadales; Pelagomonadaceae. The record is from the annotation of a GenBank genome assembly.